AGUCGCUUUUAACCUCGGUGCGGUGAGAUGGGUCACAACAGCGUGGGAAACAGCAUCUUUAAUACAAGACUUGAUCUCGCUUUAACUCCGUACAUUGUAUCAAGGGUUGUACAACUCGCGACCGUUGCUUUAGAAACAGGAGGUAACAGCACUUGGCAAACCUCAGCAGAUUCCAGUACCCUACAUCUAGCCUCGGCUGUAUGACGAGGUCCGCAUUGGAACUACUUUCAAGUUCCCGGAUUUACCAACGGCGUUGCCCAUGACGACGCCUUUGAAGAAUGUUUUAUCAUACAAAUAUUUCAAAGCCUGAAUCUGUUUUUCUUUCAAGUUUAUCCGAUUUUCUUCAUACAAGGAGAACUUGGCACUGAAAAUUCUAAACACGCUUCGAACGAUGCAAUUUUGAUAACUUCUUUUUAAAAGCGGCAAGUUUUCCUAAUAGUAAACCGGAGCCGCAUCGCAAUUGUAUAGGCGUAGGUACAUAUCAUUUACCGUCAUACAGCCGAGGCUUGAUGUAGAGUAACGGAAUCCGCCGAGAUUUGCCGAGUGGAGGUGACAGGAGAGACAAAAUCACAAACUUCUCCGCAGUAAAUAAUCGCUCUGGAAAAUCUAUGUCAUCCCACUAAAUUUAAACAUUAUGGAAAAACCCAUACUAUUUCUACGUGUGCAUCAUUACGUCCUUAGGUAACCUACCAGUUUAACAGACCAGGAAGUAUUUGGACCUUCUUAAUAUAAUUACAAGAAAAACGAAUACCAAAAGUAUGGAUUAAAGUUGAUCCAUCAUCGAGAGGUUAACGAAGGAGUACACCAAGUCAGGAGUUUGUAUCAUAAAUACUAAAAGAUCUUCAGGUCACCAAUGAACCGGUCUAUACAAACAAACAACAAUAACGAAGACAAUGGCAACCCAAAUAAAUAUGCCCAGGGAAAUGCGCAAACACGUUGCAUCUAUGAUCAGCGAAUUUAAUCGAUUAGGGUCUUUCUUCUUUCUGAUUAACCAGUCUGGUUUUAAUUAUAAUAUUCGGUACGGGCCUAUAAGACUAGCUAAACAAGGUAUAUUUUACCACGAAGAAUAUAAUAUUUUGAUUUGUUAUUUCUGUGAAAAGGAAACCGACGUAGAUGAAUUAAGGAGCAACUCUAUAAUAAUUAUUCUACACAAAAGCACUUGUUCUUUUAAAGAUGGAUCACGGGACAAUUCUACAACCAAUAAUAUACCCAUCCAUCAUCCAGAUGAUGAACAAUGUCAACUAAUUAAUAAUGAACUACAUGAACGAUAUUGUGUAAAUGACAACAAUUGGUUUAUGUCAAUAUCCCAGGAAAACAGUGAUCAAACAUCAAGAGAUGGUUUGUUUGAUACGAUACUGCCGAUUCCUUUCAAUAAUUUUAAUAAUAAUCCUUUUGAUUUAGUUUCAACAAAUGUUACUGAUUUAACAUCUAAUAUGAGAAUAGAUAUUCCAGAAAGUCAACCCUUUCUGAAUAAUUUGUCAACGCAAAGCAACUCUGUUCCUCCCCUUCCAUUGGGUCUUCCGGUACCCUGUAAUCAGACUGUCGGCCAGCCAAACAUCCCUUUCUAUGUACCAUCACGUGACAGUAAUUCACCUCAUCACCGUGAUCCACAAGAAAGUACUGAUUCUGGAUUGAAGAGCGAUGGUGGAGUUCCUGAUCGUCCUUACUCUAAAUUUACUAAUAAUGGGGAAGUCCUUUAUAAUCAGAUGAUGGCAAAUUAUCAAAACAGAUUGAACACUUUCAAGAAUUGGCCCCAUCAUUCAAUUUCAUCCCGCGAUAUGAGUAAGGCGGGUUUAUAUAUGACAGGUAGAGGAGACUCUGUAAAAUGUUUUACUUGUGGUGUAAUUUUAAAAGACUGGGAUCCAACUGAUGAUCCUUUUACUGAACACCAAAAAUGGUCGACAGGCUGCUCUUACAUUGCUGAAAACUAUUCUAAAAGCAAAAGUGAAAAUAACGAGAAAAAAACUAAACUUGAAACCUUGUACCCAUCGGCUACUGGUACUAAUACUAUGCCAUUAUCAGUUCUAACUUCUACAGAAGCCGAAUCGUUGAGGGAAGAAAAUGAAAAACUGAAAAAUGAAACAACUUGUAGAAUAUGUUUAGAUAACCCAGCUGAGAUAUUGACCUUACCCUGUGCCCAUAUAUCGUGUUGUGCUACAUGUGCCGCACCAUUGAAAAAAUGUCCAAUAUGUAGACGAGUAAUACAAGGAACCGUGAAAAUAUUUUUAUCGUGAAACAAAUUUGAUGGAAAUAUACCAUUUAAGGCUUACCACAAAAAUGAUGGUUGGUAUAUUUAUAGGUUAAUUAUAAAAAGACCAUCUCAUACUGACCUAGUGUUAUAUGAUAUGUUUAUAUGGAUGUUUGUUGAUGGGAAAUAAUGUAAUUUAUUUAUAUUGCGGGUAUUAAUUUAUUUUACUGUGGAAAAUCAUUUCUUUUCACACAGUAUUGGGCCUAUUCAUGAUUAAAUGUAUUGGUUUCCUUGAAGAUUUCCUUAUAAAUUCAUUGCCCGCAGCAUAGCCGUAUGAUUCUUUUGGGGGUUCACUUGGAGUUAUUAUAAUGUUAUAGUGUAUCUUUGUAUAUAUGUUUAAUAAUAUUAAUUAAUUUUGGUUAAAGUAGCAACCGACCAAUGUCCUAAUCGAUAUCUCACUAAUAUGUAAGGAUUUUUACUGUUUGAAUUUAUACUUAAUGUAACGAUAUAUAUUACGUAAUUAUAGUUGACACUGGUUCUUCUUUAUUUACGCACAUGUUUGCUAUUUUUAAAUAGCAAACAUGUGCAUAAAUACAGAAUUUUCUUAUCCAAUAUUAUAAUUUAAUCCUAAGCUUGUAUAUAUGUUCUGCAUUCUACUAGCUGUAACUCGCGCUUAUUGUGGUUAAUCGUUUAUUAAAAGUAUGAUUUUAAUAAUUUAU
Patella vulgata (common limpet) is the source of this 2907-nucleotide messenger RNA. RefSeq names its product E3 ubiquitin-protein ligase XIAP. Bases 894 to 2234 code for a protein of 446 amino acids. The record is from RefSeq and is a predicted model, not a curated record. Gene Ontology annotation, cellular component: nucleus; spindle microtubule; cytoplasm. Gene Ontology annotation, biological process: regulation of cell cycle. The transcript has 6 exons. Lineage: Eukaryota; Metazoa; Mollusca; Gastropoda; Patellidae.